Messenger RNA from Megalobrama amblycephala (Wuchang bream), 2269 nucleotides. It is a transcript of the gene gls2b, whose product is annotated as glutaminase 2b (liver, mitochondrial). Gene Ontology annotation, biological process: L-glutamine catabolic process. Gene Ontology annotation, molecular function: glutaminase activity; protein binding. Bases 197 to 2053 code for a protein of 618 amino acids. NCBI's taxonomy places the organism in Eukaryota, Metazoa, Chordata, Actinopteri, Cypriniformes, Xenocyprididae. The record is from RefSeq and is a predicted model, not a curated record. The transcript is spliced from 18 exons.
GUUAUCCAGUUAUCUGUGACAGUGAACUUUCAGGAGUCGUCAGUGUUGAUACAGUGCUUCUGGCGCUCACCGGAUUCCUCGCGCACCUGUUGACGCGACUCAAAACAAACCAGCCGCACGCGACUCUGAGACCGUUAUGUGCGACACGGACUAGUUUGAAUACACUAUUUACGCUUCAAAUUUGAGAUUUUAUCUUAUGAGAUACUGGAAAAUGAUCUCUUUAAGGACCCUACGAAUGCCUAAUGUUGGAGUUAUUGGUUUACUGGCGAAAGACUCGGUUAAAAGUAGCUCAGUGUGUCAGAAAGUGACGAGGAGGUCGUUCAAUUUAACUUCGCGGAUUCAAGCAAGCAGCGAAUUCAUCGCUCCUGCAUCUGUGGAUGAACCUAAAUCGAAAACCAGAAAUAUGACCAAUAAAAGUAUAUUCUCUGGACUGGAGGACAUGCUUUUCUACAAUAUAACUGAAGGAGCGGAGAAAAUUCCUGUAUCUCAUUUCAUUGCUGCAGUGAAAAGCACCGGCCUUCUGACCUCUGACCCCAGAUUGCGCGACUGCAUGGAAAAGAUUCGCAAAGCUAUCCAGGAAUCGGCCGGUGAAGUCAUGAUGGACCGUGAGCUGUUCCGAAAGUGUGUGGGUGGAAACAUAGUUCUGCUGAGUCUUGCUUUCAGACGGAAGUUUAUUAUUCCUGAAUUUGAGGCAUUUGCGGACGUCAUCAAUCAUAUUUACCACACAUCAAAACUGCAACAUGAUGGACAGGUUGCAAAGUACAUUCCCCAUCUAACCAAGUUUAGUCCUGAUCUUUGGGGCGUCUCUCUCUGCACAGUAGAUGGCCAAAGGCACUCAGUGGGAGACACGAAGCUGCCGUUCUGCUUGCAGUCGUGCGUGAAGCCGCUGGAAUACGCCAUCGCUGUACACGAGCACGGCACCGAGCGAGUGCACCACUACGUCGGGAAGGAGCCCAGCGGAUUCAAAUUCAACAAACUCUCCCUGGAUGACGAAGAUAAACCUCACAAUCCCAUGGUCAACGCUGGAGCGAUCGUCAUCAGUUCACUUAUCAAGCCAGGUGUCAACAAGGCGGAGAAGUUUGACUAUGUGAUGGAGUUUGUGAAGAAAAUGACAGGCAGGGAGUAUGUGGGCUUCAGCAAUGCAACAUUCCAGUCAGAGAAGGAGACAGGAGACAGAAACUACGCAAUAGGAUACUACCUAAAAGAGAAGAAGUGUUUUCCUGAAGGGGCGGAUAUGAUCGACGCACUGGACUUUUAUUUCCAGUUGUGCUCCAUAGAGGUCACAUGUGAGUCCGGCAGUGUGAUGGCCGCCACGCUGGCUAACGGAGGCAUCUGUCCAAUCACAGGAGAGAAGGUUUUGAGCACAGAAGCCGUGCGAAACACGCUCAGCCUCAUGCAUUCCUGUGGGAUGUACGACUACUCAGGACAGUUCGCUUUCCAUGUUGGAUUACCUGCCAAGUCUGGUGUGUCGGGUGCAGUUCUUCUGGUGGUGCCGAACGUGAUGGGCAUCAUGUGUUGGUCGCCCCCUGUGGACAAAAUCGGAAACAGUGUCCGUGGAAUCCACUUCUGUCAGGAAUUGGUGUCUUUAUUCAACUUCCACAACUAUGACAAUCUGAGGCACUUUUUGAAGAAGCAGGACCCUCGCAGACAGUCUGGUGACGACAGGAACAAGUCGGUGGUGAAUCUGAUGUUUGCAGCUCACAGUGGAGAUGUCUCAGCUCUGAGAAGGUUUUCCCUCUCAUCCAUGAAUAUGGAGUUGAAGGACUAUGACUCUCGUACGCCUCUCCACGUAGCUGCUGCAGAAGGCCACGUAGAUGUCGUGCUAUUUCUGACGCAGGCCUGCAAAGUCAACCCUUUUGUGAAAGACCGGUGGGGAAAUAUUCCUCGGGAUGACGCCAUGCAGUUCAGCCACAAUGAUGUGGUGAAGAUCUUGCAGGAAUAUGAGCAGAGCUGCAGUCCACAAAUGUCUCAGACUAAUGCAGAAGACCGUGGUCAUCAAUCAAAAUGUUUGUCUCUGGAGGGUGUGGAUGUUACAAACUUGAGAACUAUAUAGAUCAUGUCACCAGAAAUUGCGCAACAUAAGGGCACAUUAUGGAGGUUGUCUAUUUACAGAAAUAAAAACGCUCACGCUUUUAUUUAAAAAUAUUUGUAAAUAUGUUAUUUGUACAUAAUUUGUGUUAUAUACUUGUUUAACUUGACAUACUCAUGGAAAUGUACUAAAGCACAAUGUACAGUGAUUGUGAUUAAUAAACAAAACCAACCAUGUCAA